CUACACACUACACUCCUACACACUACACUGCUCCUACACACUACAACGCUCCGCUCCUACACACGACACUCCUACACUCCUGCACCACGCCCGUCACGGUGUUUGUGCGUUCACGUUGGGCACUCCACCAGCAGUGGAUAUCUCGAACAAGUCAGCCCACUUGUGCUUUGUGGGUUGGAACUCGUGCCUGCUGAAGUUCCCCACUCCCAGGAGGAAGGCCGCGUGACCGAUGGGAUGUUGUAGGACUUUUUUAAUGUGGAGGGGUACAGAUAUGCGAGGGACUCGUACUGUGUGUUUUUGUGUUACCGUCAUGUAAUCUACAAUGACGCGAAUUUGUAUUGUGAUGCACGCUAUAUGAAUCUGGUACAUUGGCAGCUUACACUGUGCUUGAUGAUAAUGGUGGUUUUCAUUGUGGUUUCGAAAGUUUAGCAUUCUGAUAAUGAUCAUUAAUGUUGCAAGGGUUAUGAAUUGCAAUGUCAGAAUCGUAUAGACUGCGGAAAAUCCGACCAAGUGCUGUGAAGCUCUUUAUCACGGAUGCCCAGCAAUGUGCCUCAAUCAUUGGGGCACUAAGGACCGUGAGAAUUACAUCCGUGCUCUCGGGUGUUGAACGAGUGGGGUGGGAUGUGGCACUGUUCAAAAGAGACUGAGAUGAGAACCUCUCGCCCUUCCGGUCCCACCAGUCUUCACGCUGCUGUACUCGCUGCACACAUUCCACAGUGGAAUAUUUUUUUGUGGUGUUUGUCAACCAUCUGUGACCCCCCCCACCCACCCACCCUACGCACGGCACGAGUGAACGGUGACCGCCAUGGCAUGAACUAGCACGUGGUGGUUGGUGGUGGUGAUAAUGACGAUGCUCGACGGCUUUGUGUGUGUGUGUAAGCCAUCGCGUGAGCAGGCCAAGACCAUCGGGCUCACUUAACCCACAAGCGGCCACCACCACCGCCCGUGGUUGUCAUCACAGAAUUGUAACAACGAAAGAGAUAUCGGCAGGGCCUUCCCGUCCGUGACCUUCCCGUCCGUGACCUUCUGACACCGAUCGGUGAGAAGGAGGCAAUGCCGUCUCCGCUGGGGGUCGGGGGUCCGGCGCACGAAGCCGACCAGGUGACGCUGCCCUACGCGUCCGUGCAGCGCCACCUCGUGGGCGAGCUGGUGCCGUGCCUGCGCCUGACGGCGGGCGCACGAGACCUGCUGCGCGUGGCGUGCACGCGCUUCGUGCGCCACGUGUCCAGCGAGGCGAACACGGCGUGCGCCCAUGCGCAGCGCAAGACCAUCUCCCCUGAGCACGUCAUCCAGGCACUGGAGCGCCUGGGUCUGGCGGGCAGCAUGGGCGAGCUGCGCGCGUGUCACGCCGAGUUCCGUGCGCUGGCGCUGUCUCGCCGCCGCCGCGCCACCCGUCGCCUCGAGGCGCUUGGCGUGCCGGAGCCGGAGCUGCUGCGCCAGCAGCAGGCGCUCAUUGAGCAGGCCCGGCAAGAGCAGACAGAGGUGGCUCAGCGCGACUGGCUGCAGAUCCAGCGCGCCGCCGAGCAGGCCCAGCGCAGCUCCACCGCGGACAGCCCCGGCGAGUCCUCGGGGACCGAAUACGUCAUCGACGAGGACGACGAUGAUGACAUCACAGACGACUAGACUGCGAUGCCAUCAUUGUGAGCGAGGGAACUGGGCGGAAGACGCGCAGCGGCUGCGUGAUGCCGAGUCGUUUUUGUUGUUGUUGUUAAUUUGGUUAGUGAUAGCUUUCGAACGUCUGACCAGGACGUGACGGUCCGCACGGUGGUGGUUUUCUCGUGCAGCGCAGCUCGACGCGAUCGUUUGCAAAUUACCCGUAGGGAAUUUAACCGUCGGAUAAUUGCAAAGCAGCCCAUCGGUGUGAGGCAAGUGUGUGACGUUCACUCAAUACACGCAAGUGUCUCUCGUGAAGCAAGACUCGGCGAAACAAUAGCGUGCAGUCGAGCAAGUACAGACGACACGGGUGCCUAGAUAUUGAGCACCGGUAGGAUGGUCUAAACAUGACAAACAGUAAAAGCUUAACACUCAUUCGUGACGAUCGAUGAAAUCGCACGUAGGGGGAGGGUAAAUUGUCACAUGCUUACCGUUUACUAGGUGAUUAGUCACGAACCGUUCGCUGAACAAGCACUAAGAGACUGGCGCACGCAUGCCUGUAGACACAUGGGGGUGUGUACGUAUGUAUGUAAAAAAGUAAUAAAUGAAAACCCACAAAUUAACAGAAAUCUAUGGGGUAAAAAAACCCCCACGUGUUUCUUGUGCAGGCAUCUCGCUUGAGUGACCCGAUGGAGUGGUGCCACCCCAAAUGCGUUGGCUUCCCUCUGCAUUACAUCUAAGUGACGUGCAAGUCAACGUUUGUGAAAUAUCCACAAAGGCCAAGUUGAGAUUCCAAUGGCAGUCCCCCGUUCAGUGAGUUUCCCCUCUCUCCGAUACAUCAAUCGGAGCGUUCACGCAGCUUCUGGCAGCGGUCCUGGAAGUUUUCAGCAGGAGCGUUCCUACUGCAUUGUUGCCUUUACUUUCACGCCUUCUGUCUUCACCGUCGCUUGUUCGGGGAGAGCGUGUUGCUCAAUGCGUCUUCUGCCUAGGCCGCUUGUGUAAAUUCAAGCCGAGAACGGUCGUGGGGCGUGCGUUUUUAGUCCGGCAGUGCGGAGGCAGCGACGGUUGGUGGAUCGCGCGUGUUGAGAAACUCUGUGACGUUCGUUACGUUCAAGAUGAGACUUAAAAACAAGACUAUUGUUGAGCAGGGUCCUAUGUUGGGAUGUUUGGCCAAUUCCAUGCAAGGCCGUUUGGCAGGAAACCAGAGCACUUGGAGAAUGUGCAUGCAUGCGCGUUGAGAACACUCGGAGCUCAACCCAAAUUGACUCCUCGAUACAUUGCCGUGUUUCCAUCACUAAACUACUGCAGGUGUUCCAGCAAAAGAGACGGGGGAAAGUUUUGCAUUCAAAGGCAAACAUUUGUCAUUAAAAUGUUAGUGUUGGACAAGCGCUAUUA
Petromyzon marinus (sea lamprey) is the source of this 2988-nucleotide messenger RNA. The record is from RefSeq and is a predicted model, not a curated record. NCBI's taxonomy places the organism in Eukaryota, Metazoa, Chordata, Hyperoartia, Petromyzontiformes, Petromyzontidae.